Messenger RNA from Solea solea (common sole), 1388 nucleotides. RefSeq names its product proteasome 26S subunit, non-ATPase 13 (gene psmd13). The record is from RefSeq and is a predicted model, not a curated record. NCBI's taxonomy places the organism in Eukaryota, Metazoa, Chordata, Actinopteri, Pleuronectiformes, Soleidae. The coding region runs from base 99 to 1235 and encodes 378 amino acids. Gene Ontology annotation, biological process: ubiquitin-dependent protein catabolic process. Gene Ontology annotation, molecular function: structural molecule activity. The transcript has 13 exons. Gene Ontology annotation, cellular component: cytosol; proteasome regulatory particle, lid subcomplex; nucleus.
UUCCCAUCAUUCUUCGCGGUCAGCAGCAGCAGCAGCAACUCGGUUAGCUAAAAUCACAUCACUUUUCUAGUCCUGAUUAAAAACUAUCCUUCGCGGCCAUGAAAGAUGUCAGCGGUUACCUCAAGCAGCAGCAGAGCAACAGCUCCACUCCGGAGAUGGCGGCCGAGUGGCACGGUCUGGAAGAAUUGUACAACAAAAGACUGUGGCAUCAGCUGACUCUGAAGCUGACAGACUUUGUUAAAGACCCUUGCUUCAAAACAGGAGAUGGCCUCAUACAGCUCUAUGAAAAUUUCCUCUGUGACUUCGAACACCGAAUCAACCCCUUGUCCCUUGUGGAGAUUAUCCUGUAUGUUGCCAGACAGAUGACAGAUCCUAAAGAUGCCAUCACUUUUCUUGAAAAGACCAAAGAAAAGGUGAAAAGCAGCGACGAAGCCGUCAUUCUCUGCAAGACGUCGAUCGGACGUCUGAAGCUGGAGAUCAAUGAUCUUCCUGCCACAAAGAAACUCAUCGAAGAAGUUGAGGAGAUGUUGAAUAACUUGCCCGGUGUGACGUCAGUCCACGGUCGCUUUUACGACCUCUCCAGUAAGUACUAUCGUAUUAUCGGAAACCACGCCUCCUACUACAAAGAUGCUCUGCGCUACCUCGGCUGUGUGGAUAUCAAAGACCUUCCAGAAACAGAGAAGCAAGAGAGGGCGUUCACUCUCGGACUGGCUGGACUCUUAGGAGAAGGAGUUUACAACUUUGGAGAGCUGCUGAUGCAUCCUGUGCUGGAGACGCUGAGAAACACAGACAAACAGUGGCUCAUUGAUACACUUUAUGCCUUCAAUGGUGGCAACGUGGAGAAAUUCCAGAGCUUCAAGUCUGCCUGGGGCCAACAGCCGGACCUGGCAGCACAUGAACCUAAACUGAUGCAGAAGAUCCAGCUCCUGUGUGUCAUGGAGAUGACCUUCACUCGCCCUGCGAACCACAGACAGCUGACAUUCACAGAGAUCUCUCAGAGCACACAAAUCCCCGUCAAUGAGGUGGAGCUGCUGGUGAUGAAGGCUCUGUCUGUGGGUCUGGUCAAAGGCAACAUUGAUGAGGUGGAUCAGAAGGUGCAGAUGACCUGGGUGCAGCCCCGAGUCCUGGACCUGCAGCAGAUCAAAGGUAUGAAGGAGCGACUGGACUUCUGGUGCGGUGACGUCAAGAACAUGGCGAUGUUGGUGGAGCAGCAGGCGCACGACAUCCUCACCUGAACAGGUGUACAGGUCCCCGGGGGGAGGAGCCUCCACCCCCGCUAUAGAUUUCUGUUUUCUGUUAUUUCUGCUACUGGAUAUUUGUUCUUCUGUUGUUGUCAGUGGUGGCAACCUGUAAAUUACACAUUUUACAAAUAAACAACAUCCUCACCA